CAGUAUAUAGGGUUAAUUAUAUCGUAUCACACUAAUGACAACUCAAUUACGUUAACAAUGGCUGCUGCUAUCAACUGGAAUACAUCACAAACUCUCCUCUUUCCCUUGCUCCUGUUCUGUCUUCCAAUAUUAUCUCAUUCAAUUCACUUUCAAAUAACUCGGUUUGUCCCAAAUGACCCAAGAGUUCUUUACCAAGGAGACGCAGCACCAUCAGUAGGAGCCGUUGAGUUUAACGACGUCGGUUACCUAUGUCGUACCGGCCGAGUCAUCUCGGCAGAACCUCUACGCCUUUGGGAUGCCUGUACCAAAACCCUCACCGACUUCACUUCUCGUUUCUCAUUCACCAUAGACACACUCGGCCGGGCCAACUACGCAGCAGGCCUAGCCUUCUUCCUCGCCCCAGUGGGCUACCAAAUCCCACCCAACUCCGCUGGUGGUUUUCUUGGCCUCUUCAACACCACCACCAGUGAUUUAUCAAAGAAUCAGAUUGUUACCGUUGAAUUCGACUCUUUCGCAAACCCGGAAUGGGAUCCUUCGGCUGCGCACGUGGGGAUCAACUACAACUCCAUAGCUUCUGCUACCUACACUCCUUGGAACGCCAGCUACCACAGUCGUGACACUGCUGAUGCGUUGAUUAGCUAUAACGCCACUACUAAGAAUUUGAGUGUCGUUUGGUCGUACCGAACCACUUCUACUAAGACAGAAAACACAAGCCUUUCUUACCGGAUGAACUUGAUGAAAAUUCUACCCGAAUGGGUCACCGUUGGUUUCUCAGCUGCGACAAGCCAUCUUGUAGAACGACAUGUGCUUCAGUCAUGGGAGUUCAGCUCGAGUUUGGUUGUUAAGGAGAGAAGUAACCGAUUUACUCAGAAGGGGAGGUUUAUUGUUAGCUUUUCAGUUUCAGGAGCAGUUUUGAUAGCGGGAGUAGGACUGAUUAUAGCAUUUGUAGUAUUGAGAAAACGAAAAAGAAACAGGGGACAAGCAGAGGCCGAAAACUUGACAUCAGUUAACUAUGAUCUCGAAAGAGGAGCAGGAGUACCACGAAGGUUUUCUUACGAAGAUUUAGCUUCAGCUACGAACAACUUUUCGAGUGAGAGGAAGUUAGGAGAAGGAGGAUUUGGAGCCGUUUAUAGGGGGUACUUAAGAGAUUUAGAUAUGUUGGUGGCCGUGAAGAAAAUUUCACGAGGCUCCAAACAGGGGAAGAAAGAGUACUUGACAGAGGUGAAGGUCAUUAGCAGUUUGAGGCACCGGAAUUUGGUGCAACUCAUUGGAUGGUGUCAUGAUAGAAGUGAAUUUCUGCUCGUGUACGAGUUUAUGCCAAAUGGGAGCCUUGAUUCUCACCUCUUUGGUCGAAGAAGUCCUCUAACUUGGGCUGUAAGAUACAAGAUUUCUCUUGGAAUAGCCUCUGCCUUGCUCUAUCUUCAUGAAGAGUGGGAGCAAUGUGUGGUUCACCGAGAUAUCAAAUCAAGCAAUGUAAUGCUAGAUUCUAGCUUUAACGUCAAGCUUAGUGAUUUCGGGUUAGCUCGGCUUAUGGACCAUGAGCUUGGUCCCCAAACAACAGGGUUGGUUGGAACAUUAGGCUACUUGGCUCCCGAGUAUAUUAGUACAAGGAAAGCUAGUAAAGAGUCUGAUGUCUAUAGCUUUGGAGUGGUGGCCUUAGAAAUUGCCACUGGAAAGAGAGCAACGUAUAUAAUGGAUAACGAUUCAGAAAUGGGAUUGGUGGAGUGGGUUUGGGAUCUUUAUGGGAAAGGUGAGCUUAUUUUGGCUAUGGAAGGGAGGCUUCAUAUAGGUUCUGACCAAAAACAAGUGGAGAAUUUGAUGAUUGUUGGGCUGUGGUGUGCUCACCCAGAUCGAAACUUCAGGCCAACUAUAAGGCAAGCACUUCAAGUUCUAAAGUUGGAGGCUGCUUUGCCUAAUCUUCCAACAAAGAUGCCUGUUGCUGUGUACCAAAUACCUACACCCUCACUCAGCUCUGGCGACCCUUUGAUAACUACAAGCCUUGAAGUUGAUGGUCGUUAAAUUAGGCACUUAAUAUUAUAGCUUUACUUGUUUCAAUUAUAAUGCCUUUCUCAUUGUAGUCUAUUAUGAUGUUAUUUUGGAUUUCUUUGGUUGAAUGAAAUUUUAA
This is a messenger RNA of Humulus lupulus (European hop), 2125 nucleotides long. Its product is annotated as L-type lectin-domain containing receptor kinase IX.1-like. Gene Ontology annotation, cellular component: plasma membrane. The record is from RefSeq and is a predicted model, not a curated record. The transcript has a single exon. Gene Ontology annotation, molecular function: protein kinase activity; carbohydrate binding; ATP binding. Gene Ontology annotation, biological process: protein phosphorylation. NCBI's taxonomy places the organism in Eukaryota, Viridiplantae, Streptophyta, Magnoliopsida, Rosales, Cannabaceae. Bases 58 to 2019 code for a protein of 653 amino acids.